CAGAGACACACUAGAGCUCCAGCCAGCCUGGACCAAAAGACCCCUCGCCAGCCCCUGCUCAACCAUACGCGUCGACGUGAAGGUCGUGCAUCGCGACCCUACAGCAUUCCUCGCUGCGUGAGAAAACUGGGUGUGAUUCCGAACCGGCACCAGCGAGUUUGAGGCCCUACAUGCUGGUGGCCCGCAGAGUUGCCGUGCGCGCAGCGGCCGCAACAAUGGCUUCCUAUGCCGCCAACGAUCGCGCUCGCAGCGACGGCGACGCGUCGGCGCGACGGGACGGUCCCAGGCGAGACGAUGUGUACGACCAUCCACCGUUCGCACUGCGCCAAGUGUCACAGACCGAGCGAAAUGCUCGUUGGGGCGCCGCCGACGCGCCGUCAAGCAGCAGUAGUGACGACGACGACGACGGCAAGGUCGCUAUCCUAAGACGCCACUUCCCGGCGGCGCCGCGGGCCGAGCUCCGACGGUUCGCCGACGCGCGGCCGGACGGCGGCGCCGUCGAAUUCUAUAGGGCCUACCAGCGCUGGCGUUUAGGUGAGGGCGCGGCCGAGACAUUACAACGGAAGGCGGCACCGUUAGUAGUCGGUGGAGAGUCGUCGCCGUCGCGCUUCAUCGCCCUUGGCGAGCGAUUACAUCAGGACGACGGCGUCGGCAAGCGAGGUGAUCGUGUAGUGUUAGUAGAAGGUGCGCGCUUCGACCCGUCUCAAAUCUCUUCCAGUAGUUACGCGGCGCACGUCUGCCGCACGUUGGAUGCGGCCCUCGCUUCCGAGGAUGCGGCGCAGUUUGUCGUUCUGAUCGACUGUCGAGCCGGCAAGGGCUGGCCGAACCACGGGGCCACGGCCUUCUGGCCCUUGAUACGAGAGCUCGCAAGGACGGUGCCGGACUGCUAUCCCGAGCGGUUGCGGUGCGUGGUCGUCUACCCUUUACCGCGGUGGGCGCGCGUGUCGCUCGCGACCGCAACCUACCUAUUACCGGCGAAGACGCGCCAGAAGGUCUGGGCCGUCGCCGGAGAUGACUCGAGGAGGGCGCCGGUGCCCGAGGAGAUUAGGGAGAAGGCUCCCCUCGUGUUGCAAGCGGUUCCAGGACAUGCCGCCGACAGGCAUGGCACCGUGAUCGACAACGGUGUCAUAAUCCGUAGGGCGACAUAGAUGUAUAAGUG
This is a messenger RNA of Pelagomonas calceolata, 1159 nucleotides long. The record is from the annotation of a GenBank genome assembly. NCBI's taxonomy places the organism in Eukaryota, Pelagophyceae, Pelagomonadales, Pelagomonadaceae.